Molecule: messenger RNA, 2839 nt
Organism: Labrus mixtus (cuckoo wrasse)
Lineage: Eukaryota; Metazoa; Chordata; Actinopteri; Labriformes; Labridae
Product: endoribonuclease ZC3H12A-like
Exons: 6
Coding region: 276-1961 (561 amino acids)
Biological process (GO): 3'-UTR-mediated mRNA destabilization; nuclear-transcribed mRNA catabolic process, RNase MRP-dependent
Cellular component (GO): nucleus; cytoplasmic ribonucleoprotein granule
Molecular function (GO): metal ion binding; RNA endonuclease activity; mRNA binding
Source: RefSeq, a predicted model, not a curated record
UAUGAGUAAUAAGAGCGGCUUCACACAGACCGGUCUGCUUGUCAGAGUAACAGACUGUCAGACUGAGAGCUGCUCUCACACAGAGAGAGGGAGAGAGAGAGAGAGCAUAAGAAGAAGAAGAAGAAGAAGAAGAACUCCGGCUCCGAUCUACCUCAUGCUGAAUGUCUGUCAACUGAUCCAAAACACAGGCUGUUGCCGUGGUGACGCCGCUGAGCCAGAAUAAGGAGGCGAGGAGGGAUUCCCCAGUCCACACAGCACCGUGAACACAGUCUGCAAUGGACCACCAGCAGCAGCACGCCAAAGUGGAGCGCUUUCUCAAGCUGGGCUACUCUCAGAGCGACAUCCUGAGGGUGCUGGAGAGCCUCCGUCACGACGCCCAGACCAACGACAUCCUGGAGGAGCUCAUCAAGACCUGCCACACUCGCACAGCCAGCAACAAGAGCGCCCCAGACAGUCCCAAGCUGGUACCCAGAGGCUGCAGUCCAAGUCCCACUCAGCCCAGACCUGGUGCGGACAGAGAGCCGGCUGCUGGUUUCAGACCUGUGGUUAUAGAUGGAAGCAACGUGGCCAUGAGCCAUGGCGACAAGAAGGUGUUUUCAUGCCAGGGCCUCCAGCUGGUGGUGAACUGGUUCUGGAACAAAGGGCUGCGGGACAUCACCGUGUUCGUCCCCCUGUGGAGAAAGGAGCAGCCGCGACCCGAGGCACCCAUCACAGAUCAGCAUAUUCUACACGAGCUGGAGAGGAGGAAGAUCCUGGUGUACACGCCGUCUCGCUGCGUGAACGGGAAGAGGGUGGUGUGCUACGAUGACCGUUACAUUGUCAAGCUGGCCUUCGACUCAGACGGGAUCAUCGUGUCCAAUGACAACUACCGUGACCUGCAGACAGAGAAUCCUCAGUGGAAGAAGUUCAUCGAGGACAGGCUGCUUAUGUACACCUUUGCUAACGACAAGUUCAUGCCUCCAGACGAUCCUCUGGGCAGAAACGGACCAACCAUUGAUGAUUUUCUGCGGAAGAAGCCAUGGACCCCAGAGAACAAGCUGCAGCACUGUCCUUACGGAAAGAAGUGUACCUACGGAGUCAAGUGCAAGUUCUACCAUCCAGAACGAGCCAACCAAUCACAGCUGUCUGUGGCCGAUGAACUGAGGGCGCUAAGAGACAGAGCCAAGAACCUCUCGCCCAAGCCAAGCCUGCAGGAGUCUCUCUGCCCUGACAUGUAUCAGCUAGAGCACAGAUACUCUUCCUCCACUCCUCCGCCUCUGCGGACAGAGGAGCAAUACCACAGGGCUUCACCCAGCGGUCAUUUCAUCUAUCAGAGAGACUCAGGCAGCGCGAGAUCCCAGUCCAACACGAGCCUCCACCACAGCCCGAGUCCGGAUGUGGAUGAGGCGUUUGGAUCCAUGGAGAACUCCAUGUCCAGGCUGUACAUCCAGGAUGCGCCUUACAGCAUGGAGCGUCCUCCACACAGCUACAGCAGCGGGGUGGCCAGCUACAGUCAUGACGAUUCCCUCUCAGGGUCACUUGGCGACAUUGCGCACAGCCUCUGCAUGGAUGGUGGAGGUUACUACCCCCAUCAGAACGGUUCAGCAACCUGCAGCCAGUGCAGGUGUGGUCACCAGCACAUGUCCCAACACCAACCAGCAUGGGGCUCCUGCCCGGCUCUGCCUCCACUUAAUAACGGGCAGCACUCAGGCCAUUUUUCACAAAAGCAGCACCUUAGACACACCCCGAACAGACAGAGCCACAGCCUGCCGAGGGACCCGUGGGUGCAGGACAGCCACUCUGACAGCAGCAGGGCCACGAGCCAGUCCUGCGAGCAGAGGAAAGGCCUGAGGAGCCAGCUGAGCACCCUCUUCCCUCAGCACAUGGUGGAGCAGGUCAUGACUCUUCACCCACACGUGUCGGACAUGUCGGAACUGAUUUCUCUGAUCCAGCGCCACAGGACGAGCCACAUCUCCUUCUAGAUCACAAAGAUUCGCUUUACGACUCACACUGAGCUCGCGUCACAGUUCUCAAUCCAGAAGCAACGUGGAAACAUGGAACUAUGAAUUCUGUGUAAUUAUGACUCGUACUUUAGGACAACUAUCACAAGACACACAUCAUGCACUCCUGAAGGUUUCUAGAUAGUUUCAGGACAGGCUGCCCCUGAGGUCUCCCUGAGAUGUACAUACAUAAACAGUAUGCUCGUCACAGAGGGAGACUUUCCCGGUUAGACCAAGGGGGGUCUCAGGAGGUCAAAAGGUCAGAAUGUAAAAAGGACAACACAGAAAUGGCUGACAUAGAGUCCAACACUGUGCUGAAAGUUUUUACCUUUAUAUCAAUGCUACAUGUUAUUGUACAAUCAAAUGUGUGCUUACAAAAAUGCAUGUGAACGUUCCUGAAUAUUACUUGCUGCAGAGGCUGGCAGGAAAAAUCCCGGGCAAUUUCAGGGGGGGAAACUGCAGCUGUUUGUAUUCACACUUGCAGCUAAACACGAUUUUCAGGGAAUUUGGUGAAUGUGUGAAAACACCAACUGUGACAUGGAAGAAAUUCUCCAAGCUUCCACUUUUUUUUUGGCAUUAACAAGCAACUUUAUCUGAUGAAGUGUUCAAAAUGUAGCUGACUGAAUGUUGUCUCAUGUAUUAAAGUGCAAUGCACUACUCGACAAACUUGGCUACUUAUUGUAGCGUUGACAAAGUUUUAUUAAAGCAGCAUGUGUUGUUUUCUCAUAAUGCCUCAAAGUGAGGAACACUAUUACUGGUCUGUACUUCUGUAAAGAACGUCUCCGACUUGUUUUUCAUAGAAAUUUAAGAGGCCUGUGUUUUUGCUGAGCCUGUGAAAUAAAAGCAUUUUAAAAAUCUGA